AUGGAAUGCUAUCCUGCAAAGAGACUUACACCUUUAUCAGUUGACUUUGCAAAACAAAUAACGUACGGUAACGAACAAGCUUUGCAAAUACAUCUGGACGAAAGAUUUUACACCGGAGAAGAAUUAGAACUAUUUUAUGCAUCACAUCUUGCGAAUGGCAAAGUGUAUGCUGAUUUCACAAAAAAAAUAUUUUAUGAUCCUGAUCAAUGUAUUGAUUUUAUUUCAUCGUAUGAAUGGAAAAAAGUAUUUUUAACACUGAACGAUACAUUUAGUCAUAUUUUACCAUUAAUUCAUGAUCUACCACAGAUUGUGUAUAUAUAUAUUCAUUGUGAAUCUCCUGAUAAAAUAAGCUUCGAUACACAAAAUUAUCCAAAAUUAAGAGCUAUUUAUGACGAGUUAUUCAAUGUACUUUAUCAACUUAGUGCAGAUAUUGAAACAUUCAAACAAGAUUUGUUUCCGAUAAAUGUUGUCAAUCCUAUUCAACGAAAAACAAAUUUAUAUACCCAUGAUAAAUCAAAACAUGAAGAUUCUUCUUAUAUUCCAACACAAACUGAUGGUUUAUCGAUCAUUUGGAUAUACGAUGACGAUAAAACUAUGGUUGACACAUCAACUAUAGAAAAUAAAAUAAAUUUUAUUAAAAAAUUUGUCAAUAUCGAUGAAUGUAUUGAUUAUAUCCAUUCAUUAGAGAAUAAUACUCAAAUAUUGUUUAUUUCAUCAAAAUUAAACAAUGAUUUAAUUUUACCAUUAAUAAUUAAAUUAACAAAAAUUUAUUUUAUUUAUAUAUUUCACACUGAAGAGAAUGUGGACACAACAUUAAAUCAAUUUUCGAACAAAAUUCGUGGAAUUCAUUCCGAUAUUAACAAUCUAUAUAAUCAGUUAUUAAAAGAUCACAAUGAAUUGUCUACUAGUUUGCAAAUGUCAUUUAGUAUUUUUGAUAAAGACAAAAAUGAAAAAACUAUUCGAAAUUUACACAAAGAUAAUGCUCGUUUUAUAUGGUUUCAGUUAUUAGUUGAUAUCCUUAUAAAGAUCCCACAUAAUAAUCAAACACUUGAUGAAAUGCUGAAUGAAUGUGAAAAAUAUGAAUCAAAAAAUGAAUCUAUACAAACAAAAAAGAUUAUCAGUCAAUUACGUGAAAAUUAUCAAUCCAACGAAGCACUUCAAUAUUAUACAGCUGAUACAUUUUUAUAUCGUUUAUUUAAUCGAGCGCUUCGUACAGAGAAUAUUGAUAUUCUUUUCGUAUUUCGAUUUUUCUUAGCUGAUAUGUAUAAUCAAUUGCAAAUUUUAUAUACAAAACAAUUUUUAAACGAUAUGAUAAAUUCUGGUAAUUCCUUACAUCUUAUUCGUGGUCAGCUUAUGACUAUUACUGAAUUCGAUAUUAUCAAACAUAAUAUUGGUCGAUUAAUAUCAAUUAAUGUAUUUCUCUCAACAACAACAGAUUAUCAUCUUGCAUGUAUUUUUGCUGGAUUUGAUGAUCAACAUAAAUCAUCGGAUAAGGUAUCUGUAGUAUUUCAAAUUGAAAUUGAUGAUACUCGUCAUUUAUUAAAAAGACCAUUUGCUUCUUUAAAAGAAAUAAGUAAAAUAAAAGAUGAAGAAGAAGUACUCUUUUCCGUUGGAUCAGUAUUUCGUAUUGAAAAUGUUGAAAAUGUUCCCGGUAAUGAUAAAAAUUGGUAUGUUCAAUUGAAAUUAGUUAAUGAUGAUUAUGAGAAUGAGCUCACUGAUCUUCGAAAUGAAUUAGAAAGAGAAUUUUGUAAUAAUUGUGAUCUAUGUAAUCUCGGAAGUGCAUUAAUUGAAAUGGGUGAAUAUAAUAAAGCUGAGCGAUAUUUUCUAAUGAUUCUUGAAUAUGGUACACAGGGUCAACGUACUACAGCUACUGCAUACACCUGUCUUGGAAUGAUUUACCAUAAUAAUGGUGAUUAUCCAAAGGCAUUAGAAUAUCAUCAACAAGCAUUACAGCUUUAUACAAAAUUAAAUGAAGCUCGUGAUCAUCGAGAAGAUAUUGGAGUGGCACAUACUCAUAUUGGUUCGAAUUAUCAUCUUAUGGGUAAUAAGCAGUUAGCGUUAGAAUAUUACAAUAAAGCAGCUGAAAUACAGAAAUUACCGUGGAGGAUUACAUUAGAAUAUCUUCAAAAAGCAUUAAAAAUCGAAGAAGACGUUGUGAAACGAAACCAGUACCAUCCAUCAUUAGCUACCACAUAUAAUAAUAUUGGUGAUACGUAUUUUAGAAUGGGAGAUUACAAUAAUGCUUUAGAAACCUUACAGCAUGCAUUGAAGAUACGUAUUAAAGGUACAGUUUCAACACAUACAGAUCUGGCUGCAAUUUAUCAUAAUUUAGCAUCUGUUUACAAUAAGACAAACUGCAUCCAGCAAGCAUUAGAAAUGCUUGAAAAAGCACUUGAAAUUGAUACUCAGGCUUUACCUGAAAAUCAUCCAUCUUUAGCCAUGGCACAUAACAAUAUCAGCCAAUCCUAUAUCAAACAGGGUAAUCACGAUAAAGCUUUAUAUCAUAUUGAAACAGCUUUAAGAAUAUUGUUAAAAUCAAAUGCAAAAGACAAUGAAUUAUUUUCUAAAUUUCAACUAAAUCUUUCUGCUGUUCAAUGUUUAUUAGGUGAUUAUACAAAUGCAUUAAAUACCGCACAUAAAGUUUUAGAAAAUCUAACAGAAUCUCUACCUGAAAAUCAUCCAUCGUUAGCCUUGACACAUAACAAUAUUGGCGGAGUCUAUACCAAACAGGGCGAUUACAAUAAAGCUUUACAUCAUGCUGAAACAGCUGUACGAAUAAUGUUAAAAUCAAAUACAGAAGACAACCUAUUUAUGCCUAACAGCAAUCUAUAUAAUACAAAAAAAAUUUCAAAAGCAACGGAAUAUUUAGAAAAAUUUAUCGAAAAUGCUCGUCUUUGCAUAUUACCAUAUAAUCAAGAAAAAUUUCUUACCUGCCAAAAGAACUACAUCAAUCUUAAGACAAAACUUUAUACGAUCGAUGAGAAAUCUUUGAAUACAGCUUAUCUGAAUGUUGAUCAAUUGUAUAAUGAAGGCGAACAAGUUCAUUUGUUAACGUUGAUGAAUCAAGAACUUGAAGAAAUCUCUUCGGAUAAUAUUCGUGGACGUAUUUCAUUACUUAAUAGUAUCGGAACAAUUCAUGUGAGAGAAUUGAAUUAUGAAGUAGCAAAGAAAGUUUUUGACGAUGCUAUUUCACUGUAUAAUCAAUAUCAAGAAGUCACUUUGACAAAGGAUGCAAUGGUGGAAAAUUUAAUGAUACUGGUGUAUUUCAAUUUAGCUAGAUUGUAUUAUCGUCAAGAAGAUUGGACAACAGCUUUGCAAAUCUUUCAAAAAUCACUUAAUAUGGUUUUUGAACAAGAUCAACAACAUCCACAGUUAGCAGAAAUUUAUAAUUGUUUAGGAUUAACUUAUGCGCAUAGAAGAGAUUGUUUAAAAGCUGAGCAUUAUCAUAGAUUGGCUGUAGAAGUAGCUGAAAAAAUUCUUCCAUAUGACCAUCCAAAUCUUCAGCGAUAUCAGUAUCAGUUAGGAAUCUACUACCAGAACUCUACUUCAACUCGAUAG
Molecule: messenger RNA, 3558 nt
Organism: Didymodactylos carnosus
Lineage: Eukaryota; Metazoa; Rotifera; Eurotatoria; Philodinida; Philodinidae
Source: the annotation of a GenBank genome assembly